This is a messenger RNA of Helobdella robusta, 1768 nucleotides long. RefSeq lists its product as hypothetical. Gene Ontology annotation, biological process: G protein-coupled receptor signaling pathway. Gene Ontology annotation, molecular function: G protein-coupled receptor activity. Gene Ontology annotation, cellular component: membrane. Bases 1 to 1587 code for a protein of 528 amino acids. The transcript has 4 exons. The record is from RefSeq and is a predicted model, not a curated record. NCBI's taxonomy places the organism in Eukaryota, Metazoa, Annelida, Clitellata, Rhynchobdellida, Glossiphoniidae.
AUGGAGGCCGACGACAGCCUCUCAACAACAACUCAACUAACAGCACUUAACGACAACACCAUCCAUCUUUCAUUUUUUCCAACAACAACAACAACAACGCCGACAACAACAGCAGCAACAACAGCAGCAAAUCCCAGAACAAAAGAAGAAUCCUUCAUAAAUGGAGACUACUCAUUCCCAUGGCUGUACGUUUCUCCCUUAAUUCUCAUCUUCGGAUGUAUUGGCAACAUACUCAUCAUCUGCGUCAUGCGACGAAAAAAGAUGAGGAACAGUACAACGGCCGUGUACCUAGUGGGCCUAGGGAUCUUUGACACUCUUGCCCUGGUUUCCAGGGUUUUGCCGGAAGUCUUUAUGCAUCUUCGGAUAGGCACUUUUGGCGAACUUAACAAUGACGUAGCCAUCUGGCUGAUAGUCCUCUUCACAAUCGAUCGAUUCAUCGCCGUUUGCUUGCCUCUCUUCAAGAGAAAGAUUUGCUUGCCAAAAAGAGCCUUCUGCAUGAUAGUCAUUGUGGCAUUGUUGUUACUGGGGAAAAAUAUUCAUAUAUUCUGGACGCGAGGUCCGAUGUAUGAGAGCAAAAAUUUUACAUUGCCGAUAAACUCAACUGAACAUUUGCUGAUGACUGAUGUAUUGAAGAGCCACCUACAUGCUGCUCAAACAACGUCCUCGUCUAUCGAAACUACUGGAAAUGUUUCCAACCAUUCACCUAGAGAGAUAGUACUGAAUGAAACCGUCGUCACGGUGUCGGUGCUUAAAACAAACUGCGGUCGACUCGGAUACUUCGAAUCGAAGAUACGUCCCAGGAUAGCUUUGAUAACAAUAUCCAUCAUUCCAUUCUGCAUCAUAUGCUUUUGCAACGUGGCGAUAAUAUACAGCCUGGUGAAGAUGAGUAGGAAGAUGAAAGUGCACAAGCGGCAGAGUAACGUGUCGGUUUUUUCCAAAAUUGCUGACAUGUCCAUCAGGAUAGCCAAAGUCAAAGAAGAAAAUGUCAUGCAAUGUCCAACUGAUUCAGAUAACGAAAGAAUUUCUCUUGAUGCUAAACAACUCGUUAAAGAUGCCAGUAGAUCGAGUCAUUUGAAUGAAUCGACAAGCACAGCUUCCAGCCAGACCAACCACCUGGCAGCACCUCCUUCCAAGAACUCCUCCGGCAUGACGCAGACGACACUCAUGUGUCUCAGCACGUCCAUAGCAUUCCUCAUCUGCGUAUACCCCAGCAUCAUCCUCUCCAACAUGAAGCACCUGAUGGACACGCCUUCAUCGAGGACACCGUACAGGCAGGCCAGAGCCUUCUUCUUCCAGAUGAGUGUGCUGAACCAUGCCAUUAACUUCUUCCUCUACUGCCUCACCGGUCAACGCUUCAGAAGAGAGUUGGUCAAAAUGUUGAACGAGUGGCUGGAUUUAAUCACGUGCAAGAAAUGCAAAGCCCGCAGAAAGCAGAACCUGAUGUCCAGCAUGAGAAGCAGUAGGUCGACGUCAAUCACCUUCACUAACAAGUUGACGAAGAUCGUCGAGUUGCAAGAUGAAGAGAGUGGCAUGAAUUACAGCUCAAGCCUUCCAAACGGCGACCCACUGAAUAAAGGAAAUUUAUGAACAUUCAUGAAACAUUCAACGACCAAUUACGCUUAAACGUAUAUUGACAUAAAUUUAUAUUGUUUUGCAGAGUAGAGCAUUAAAAAUUGAUCUGACCACCGCGUUUGACUGGCUGAAGAUAUAAUUUUUAAGUCAUUCUUUCAAGUAUUAGCGAUAUAUUUUAUAAUAUUGUGCAAACAAA